Messenger RNA from Erigeron canadensis, 2896 nucleotides. Its product is annotated as trihelix transcription factor ASIL2-like. Gene Ontology annotation, molecular function: transcription cis-regulatory region binding. Gene Ontology annotation, cellular component: nucleus. Lineage: Eukaryota; Viridiplantae; Streptophyta; Magnoliopsida; Asterales; Asteraceae. The coding region runs from base 209 to 1348 and encodes 379 amino acids. The transcript is spliced from 4 exons. The record is from RefSeq and is a predicted model, not a curated record.
CACUUUCUUAUUUUUUUAUAUUUAUUUUUACAUACACAAUAAUGAUGAUGAUAAUAAUAAAUAAACAAUAUCCAAAUCAUCACAAUUUCGAUUCCCCAAUUCCAACUGAACUUGAAGCUUCACUGGGUUUUCCUUAAUUUCCUCUAAUUUUAUCAAAUUAAGUUUGGUUUUUGGUGGAUAUUGGGAUUUCUUAUUGUUUGGUGAUUUGAUGGAUGAUACUCGUGAAGAGUCUAAGUUCACGGAGAGUAAUGGUUUGAAUCAAGGUUAUGGGUCGUCUGAGAUGCCAAAAGUGUCGGUUAAUAAUGUUAGUUACACACAGUCUCGGACUGUUGACAAAUAUGUUGAUGAAGAUGAUGAUGACGAAGUAGAAGUAGAAGAAGAUGAAAACGGAGAACAAGAACAAGAAGAAACAAAUGUUGGUGAUGGUGAUAUGAACGAUUCUGCUCUGCAAAAUGGGAAUGAUGGUGUUGAUAAUGUUAAUCAAUAUGGUGACGAGGAUGAUGAAAACGGUGAAGAUCAUAAUGGAAGAGAAAGUAUUGUCAGUGUUAAUAUGCAAAGGCAUCCCAAAAAGAGGAAGUUGAAGAGCUUAUUAUUAAAUUAUGAACUUGCACCUCGAGUUCCACCUCCUACUUCUACACGGAAGCGAUCCUUUGGCGGAAGAAAUACACUUAGAGAUUGGAGUGAACAAGAGACUUUUGUGUUAUUAGAAGCUUGGGGCGAUCAGUUUCUUCAAUGUGGAAGAAAAAGUCUCAGAUCUGAAGAAUGGCAAGAAGUUGCAGAUCGAGUUUCUCAAGUAUCAAAAAUAGAAAGAACAGAUUCUCAAUGUAGAAAUCGUUUAGAUACGUUGAAGAAAAAGUACAAAAAAGAGAUGGCUAAUUUAAAAGGAGGUGGACAUUUAGAUACUAAAUGGGUAUAUUUCAAGAAAAUGGAUAUGUUAUUAUCAUUGAAUUUGAACCCCGUAAAACAUAAUACUAAUCUAAAUAGUGCAAAUGGACCGAUUGACGCAAGGGUCGGGUCUGUUAAAUCAGAUUCUCUAGAGGGUGAGCAUGAUGAUGAUGAUGAUGAUGAUGGUUCGGAUUCAGAUUUGCUUCCACCCAAGAAAUCAGAACCUGGGGGUUCAUUCAAAAUGCUUGCAGAUUCUAUCAAUAAGUUUAGUGAAAUAUAUGAAAAGAUCGAAAAGAGCAAGAUACAACAGAUGAUAGAGCUGGAAAAAAUGAGGAUGGAUUUUCUUAAAGAUUUGGAAUUGCAGAAAAGGCAGAUACUUGAUAGAGCGCAAGCCGAGAUGACAAAGGUACAACAAGGAGAUUAUGAAGAUAAUGAUGUUUCUGCUGAAAAUGUUAGCGGGUGAUGUAUCUUUUGAACAGAUUCUUUUGUUAUUAGCAUAUUGACUUGUUGUGUGAUAUUUAGGAUGUAACUCUCUUUUGAUUUAUUGGACAAUAAUCGAUUGUAUUAUAACGUAGUAGUUGGUCACCUUUUUAUUUUGUUGUGAAGUCUCAAGUAAGUUCUACCUGACUUUGUACCAAAAAAAAAGCCUUGCGUUAGGUGUUAACAUCAUAGAUGUUUAUGUUUCAGAUUUGAACUGUAUUCAUAAUAUGCUAUGAGAAACAAUUAAUCUUGUAUACUCAUGUUAAAGGGAACUUCUGAGUGUAUCAAAUUGUUUGUCUCUAUGAAACUUCUAGAUCAUAGUCACGUUCACUUUAAGAGGUGGUUUAAGGAGUUAAUAGGUUUGCAUCAAGGUAUGUUCUUAUCCCAAAUGUUUGAUGGCUUAGAGUUACAUAUCCCCGAAGAGAAGGAGAUGAGCGCAAAAGAAGGUAGCGUACUCUUUUUGGUCACUUCCCCAACAUUCAGAUUGCAAGGUUUUGACAGGGGAGGACACAGGCUGUCAAAAACCAUGAAGUGUUGAUUUUGAGUAGCGGAGAAACAUCCAAUUAACUGACUGCACCCUGUUUCUUGAAGAAACGUCUAUCAGAAAAGGCCAAGUAUGACAAUGUAUUACAACAGUGUGACAGUUCGUGUGACUGUCCUGUAGAAAGUAUGUUACGUGGACAAAAAUCUUUUUCAUCAAAACAUGUGAGUCAACGGUUCUUUGUGAGUUGAAAUACUGAAGAUGUGCUAGAAUGUUCAUCAUUGCUGGUGAAAAGCGAGAUAAACGCACAAAAGACAACUACUCAGUUUUCCUCUUCAGAAACCAGAAGUGGUAUUUCAAGUUCGCGGUUCGCCUUGUCACAAUGAUCAGAAAAAAAGGAUCUACUUCUCUUUUACAGAUUUAAAGAUUAUAUUCCUGCAAAGUUUAGUUGAAUGAUCACUACCUAGAGAAAACCAAUGAUGCAGCAGUAGAUUCUUGACAAAAGGUGUCAUUGUUGCGUCAAUUGAAUCCCCUAUGUACAUUCAAAAGAAGUUAGAACCAUGUGUGAUGUUUGAUUGAAGCUUCCAGUGAAUGAUGUAGCUUUCACAAUGCCAGGCUAGUGGCUUGAUAUUGAAGGACAUCCGGGCACGUCGAUGUUUUGCCAAGAUUUACCAUAUAUUAAUUUUACUGUGAUCAGGAUGUGAGAUCUGUAUGCUGGAACUACAGCCAUGGUGUGUCUUUGAAGAAUUGGUGGAGGGGUCUUACUGGGGCAUGUCAGUACUAAUGCGGUACCGGGAAUUGGGGUGUUCCCCCCAAUCUACACCUUUUGCCAAAGAGGAACCACUCUGGUAACAUUUUUUGAUGCCGAGUCUCAUGCGGAUCACCCUUUUUUGUGUGUUUGUAAAGAAGUUGGUUGAGUACUUAGAACCAGAAAAGUAUUGAAAAUGAUUCUUGUCUUUAUACUCGAUGCUUUUGUUUCCAUAACUGAUAACUGCAACAAUUAUUAUUAUUUUAUUUUCAAUUGAAGUGCUGGUAAUGAUUUUCGAUUCA